GCCCACUGCUGGAAGACUGGGACAUCAUCAGUCCAAAGGAUGUGAUUGGCUCAGACGCUGUGACUCCAGAGAGAAGGUCCAUCGCAGCGACAGCUCUCCCCCUCACACAGUCCAUCAUCUCUCAGGUGGGCCGAACGAUCUCAAAGGUGCAGCAGGUGCUGAGCUGGUCGAGUGGCGAGGAGGUAGUGAGACCGUUUAAGCCGCCUCUCAGUGACGCAGAGUUCCAUACGUUCCUCAACCACCAGGGGCAGCUUUGUAGGCCCGAGGAACUCCGGCUCCGAAUCUACCACGGGGGGGUGGAGCCAGCUCUGCGUAAGGUAUGGCAGGCUCUCUGUCUGUCCGUCCGUCCGUCUGCGUCGCCCUCGGCACCUCAUACCUCCCCCUCCCCCCCCCCCCCCCCCCCCCCUCCCGGGACGUGUUUACACAGGGAUCAGGGCACAGCCCCGGGACGUUUACACACGGAUCGGGACAGAGCCCCGGGACGUGUUUACACACGGAUCGGGACACAGCCCCGGGACGUGUUUACACAGGGAUUGGGGCACAGCCCCGGGACGUGUUUACACAGGGAACGGGGCAGAGCCCCGGGACGUUUACACACGGAUCGGGACACCGGCCCGGGACGUGUUUACACAGGGAUCGGGGCACAGCCCCGGGACGUGUUUACACAGGGAACGGGGCAGAGCCCCGGGACGUUUACACACGGAUCGGGACACCGGCCCGGGACGUGUUUACACAGGGAUCGGGGCACAGCCCCGGGACGUGUUUACACAGGGAACGGGGCAGAGCCCCGGGACGUUUACACACGGAUCGGGACACCGGCCCGGGACGUGUUUACACAGGGAUCGGGGCACAGCCCCGGGACGUGUUUACACAGGGAACGGGGCAGAGCCCCGGGACGUUUACACACGGAUCGGGACACAGGCCCGGGACGUGUUUACACAGGGAUCGCGGAUCAGCCCCGGGACGGUCUCCCAGUCGGAGGAAGGGCAGAGGGUACUGGGAUUGAGGGUCUCCCAGUCGGAGGAAGGGCGGAGGGUGCUGGGAUUGAGGGUCUCCCGCUCGGAGGAAGGGCAGAGGGUCCUGGGAUUGAGGGUCUCCCAGUCGGAGGAAGGGCGGAGGGUGCUGGGAUUGAGGGUCUCCCAGUCGGAGGAGUGGACGAGGGUCCUGGGAGGGAGGGUGCCCCGAUCGAGGUCGGGGACGAGGGUCCUGUGCCCGCGUUGCCCCCUCCUCAGGAGUUUGGGCACGGGAACCCAUUUGUGUUGUUCCUGUGCCUGGCCUUGCUGCUGGAACACCGGGAGCUGAUCCUGCACAGCCAACUGGAUUACAACGAGCUGGCGAUGCACUUUGACCGCCUCGUGCGUAGGCAGAAUCUACAGCGAGUACUGCACCGUGCCAAGACCCUUUUCGCAAACUACCUCCAGUCCGAGGUCUGGGACUCCCAGGACAGAGCAGCCACUGCUACCACCCCAGACUCAGACCCAGACCCGCCGAUCUCCUCCUGACCCCCCCCCCCCACCAUCCACCACGACCAAACCCCACCCUCCAAUCCUCUGCGGGAUGGGCCUCGGGACCUCACACACACCACGCCUGGCCCACCCCAGGGGGUGGAGAGCGUCUUUUCUUUCGGCAUGACCUUCCACCCUCCGGCCCCCUGCCUGUGACCUCCAGACCAAGGGGUGAGGUCUGACCUUCGACCCCCACCACCCGCCCCUGUCUGUGACCUUCAGGACAAGGUGACCUAUGACCAAGCAAGGGGGUGGGAGGGGAGGCGAGGUCUGCAGAGGGCAGAGUGCGUGAAUGGGGCACAUGGGGGGGUGGGGGUUGAUUGUUUCACAGCCAGGCGCUGCCUCUAGACUCGACGCCUCUGGUCGGUUCACCCUGGGGGAUGUUCUGAUUGGAGUACAUGGCGGGGGGGGGGCACAGUGCUGGACCGCCCCCAGACUCUGUUCUCCUGAACGCUCAGAAACCUCCCCCCUCCCCCGCCAACCCCUGU
This is a messenger RNA of Chiloscyllium plagiosum (whitespotted bambooshark), 1993 nucleotides long. NCBI's taxonomy places the organism in Eukaryota, Metazoa, Chordata, Chondrichthyes, Orectolobiformes, Hemiscylliidae. The record is from RefSeq and is a predicted model, not a curated record.